Messenger RNA from Gordionus sp. m RMFG-2023, 1564 nucleotides. RefSeq lists its product as uncharacterized. Bases 971 to 1564 code for a protein of 197 amino acids. The transcript has 9 exons. NCBI's taxonomy places the organism in Eukaryota, Metazoa, Nematomorpha, Gordioida, Chordodea, Parachordodidae. The record is from RefSeq and is a predicted model, not a curated record.
GAUACAGGAUUAUAUCCUUUACCAAAAAUAUCCAUUAUCUAUGUCUUCUAAUAAAGGUUUAAGACGCAAUCUGCCAGUUCAGGCCUCGAGAUAUAAAAUUUGUAAGGGUAAAAUGCAUCACCAUUCUCAUAAUGGUGAAGUUGUUUUGGACCUUGACCGAAGAAUUCAACUUCUUCAAAUGGUUCACAGUGGAUGUGAUACUAAUGUGUCAGCAAUAUCUCUUGCUGCCCAUUUUGGUAUCACCAAGACUUACAGCAAAUUGGCUGAUAGUGAAACAAUUUUAGAUUGUUACAGAAGAGUUUAACUUCUUUAAAAAGUUAUAGUGGAGGGGAUGUGAUACUAAUGAGGCAAAAUCUUUAGCUGAUUAUUUUGGUAUCACCAAGACUCACAGCAACUUGAUUAGUAGCUUCUGGUGGCCAAAUAUGAAAUUGGAUGUGGUUAAUUUUGUAAAAUGUUGUGAUAUUUGCCAGCGUAGCAACACAAGAUUUGACAAAACUAACAAUGAGUUGGAUUCAAUUCCUAUUCCAACAAAGGUAUGGACACAAAUAGGUGUUGAUUUAACUGCUUUGCCUGAAAGUGAAGAUGGCUAUAAAUACAUUGCUGUAGCAGUUGAUUAUUUCAGCAAAUAUAUUGUAGCCAUGCCUUUAAAAGAUAAAACAGCAAAAUCAAUAUCGCGCUAUCUUUACUCGUUACUAUGCACACAUGGUAGGGCAAAAAUUCAAAUUAAUGAUCAAGGACGUAAGUUCGUAAAUGAAAUAAGCAAUAAUUUUCACAAACUCAUAGGGACCAUGCAGAGGGUGACAAGUGCUUAUCACCCUCAAGCAAAUGGCAUGGUUGAAAGAGUGAAUAGAACAAUCCAAAAUGCACUACUAAAGUGUAUCAAUUAAUUUGGACAGAUGCCUUGCCUGGAAUAAUAUUUGCCUAUAACACUUCUCUACACGAAUCUUCGAAGUUUACGCCAUAUGAGCUGAUGUAUGGUAGAAAAGCAAAACAAGCUUAUGAGAUUGACGAGGAAGAGGAUAUUGAUCCUGACAAUGUACCUGAAGCAGAUUUGGAGUCUUGUUUUCAAGAUAGAGUUUCCAGGAUGAAUGAUAUUCAUGAGAUAGCUGCUGGCAAUAUAGAUCUUGCUCAGCUUAAACAGCAGAGGGAUUAUAGAAGUCGUAAUGCUGGUAGAAAUAACCAUUAUUUAGUCAAUGAUCAAGUGCUUAUUUGGAACAGCCGUCGGGCUGAUAGGAAAGGUGGUAAAAUGACCAGACCUUGGAUGGGUCCUUAUACAAUAGUUAGGAUUCUUAAAAGCAAUGUUGAGCUCAUGAAUGCUAGCGGUAGCAUUUUAAAGAGCAAAGCAAAUAUAUGUAAUAUAAAACAUUACUUUGCAAGAAAAGAUGAUAAAAACUGUGAGGUAGUGAGUUAUAAUGAGGAGUUAAAUGUUCAAGAAAAUCACUUGAACGUCUCAAAAUUACUCAACACGAUUAUUGGGGAAGAGAAUAAGAAUUGUGAAGACCAAAAAUAUAAAAUAUUUAUUAUUAUAUGUAUUUUUUAUAUGAUGCAGAUUUUAAGAGGAUAA